Messenger RNA from Amphimedon queenslandica, 2369 nucleotides. RefSeq names its product transcription factor Dp-2-like. Gene Ontology annotation, cellular component: nucleus; transcription regulator complex. Gene Ontology annotation, molecular function: RNA polymerase II transcription regulatory region sequence-specific DNA binding; DNA-binding transcription factor activity, RNA polymerase II-specific. Bases 261 to 2129 code for a protein of 622 amino acids. Gene Ontology annotation, biological process: regulation of cell cycle; regulation of transcription by RNA polymerase II. NCBI's taxonomy places the organism in Eukaryota, Metazoa, Porifera, Demospongiae, Haplosclerida, Niphatidae. The record is from RefSeq and is a predicted model, not a curated record. The transcript is spliced from 12 exons.
GUAGAUUUUCGCGGAGAAAGAGCCAAAGAGAGAGAGCUGCUGAUCCACUCAUCUUCUUUUCUUGUCUGUUCUCUCUGUCUCUCUCAAGACCCCUCUCCUUUAUAGGCUCCCCUCAAUUUGACUGCAUCUUUAAGACAGUUUUCCCUGCAGGCCUAGUUUUGUGUGUGCCUCUCGUUUCGACGCAAUAGUCGGCCCUGCUUCACUGGCUGAAUAAUCCUCCUUCUCCUCUCUCUCACACGCUCUUAUUUUUAGCUUCUAAAAUGUCUAAUCAGAGAGAAGAUGGUUUAGCUCCUUCCCCCUCUUCCUCCUCCUCUUACCCAGUUAUGUCAAGUACAGGUAAUGGACCUGCUGGUAGUAGUAAUGGUGGUAGUGUCAAUGAGAGUAUAAUGGAUGAAACAGCUGCUAGCUUAGCAGCAGGUUUAACAAGUGAUGCAAAAAAUCUUAUCAAUUCUUUACUUGGGACGAGAGGAGGAGAGAGUGGCGCACGGGAUCAGAAUUUACAAAUAUUAUCAAUGGCUGCUGCUGCAAACAGUUCUCAAAAACCACCACCAGCGAAGAACACCUCGUCCUCUCCAGCCCCUGGUCCUGUGACCACACCUACUCAAGUGACACCUGUCAGUACUCGUAAAAGAGGACGACUCCCUGUGGCAGAUCAUGACGACAGUGUGAAGAGGAGGAAGUGUGCCCCGUCCAGUGGAGGUGGUAGAGGUGCUCCUACUUCAGAGAAACAGAGCAAAGGAUUGAGGCAUUUCUCUCAGCUGGUCUGUGAGAAAGUGAGAGAGAAAGGACGAACUACAUACAAUGAGGUUGCUGAUGAAUUGGUGAAAGAAUUUGGUGAAGCUGAGAGAAGAUCAGGACAAGAUGGGCAAAUUGAUCAGAAAAACAUAAGAAGACGUGUCUAUGACGCACUCAAUGUAUUGAUGGCUAUGAAUAUCAUUAAUAAAGAAAAGAAGGACAUUCACUGGAUAGGACUGCCUACAAACUCAGUACAAGAAUGCGAGCAUAUCCAGAUGGAAUUAUCACAACAGGAAGAGCGUAUAUCUAAAAAGACGUCUGAGCUACACGAUCUAGUCUUACAAAUCCUAACUUUGAAGAAUCUCAUUAAGAGAAAUCGUGAUAAAGCAGCAGCUGGGGAGUCCCCCAGUCAAAACUCUGCCAUUGGUUUGCCAUUUAUACUCGUCAAUACAAACAAGAACACUACCAUUGAUUGCAGCAUAUCCAGUGACAAGUCUGAGUAUGUAUUCACAUUUGACAAUACAUUUGAGUUGCAUCAAGAUGUUGAUAUAUUAAAUAAGAUGGACCUGGACUGUGGUCUCAACUCCGGUAAAGUCAGCACUCGCUCUAUUGCUGAAGCUAAAGCAACUCUACCAAAAAUAUUUGAGCCAGUUAUUGAUGAUAUGGCCGUACUUUCAAGAACCAUUCCUCAAUCUCCACCAGCAGCUACUCUAUUCGAGCCUCCUCCUCCUGUCUCUGUUGCUGCCACGCCCACCAGUACUCAGUCAAGUAUCCAGCCACCCUCUCUCCCCACCCCUCUACUCAGUGACCACAGUAAUGGCUCUUUUUCGAAUCUCUCUGCCUCAUCUCCUCUUGCAAUUGCUGCUGCCGCUCUUGUUAAUUCUCAUAAUCCGGUCUCGGUUGCAGCUGCCAUUACUCAGUUGCAGCAGCUCCAGCAAGCAUCUUCUCUUCCUCCAACCACUUCUCCCUCCUCUUCUUCUUUCCUUCGCGGUGGGACUGUUACCGCUCGCCCAUUAAACUUUACUUCUUCUCCACGCCCUCAGUCUUCUCCUGGUCUCCUUGGGGUAAAGGGACACUCCUCUCAGUCUCCAAAGGUUGUCACAGUUCAACCGUUACCGAAUUCAGUUACCUCAAAGAUGGCGGAGGUCAUUGCUUCGCUUCAGUCGUCUAUUCUUAUGCAGCAGCAGCAGCAGUACGCGAUGGGUGGAGCUGCCACACCCUUAAACUCUGCACAAUCAGAGAAUGUCAUUCCUUCCAUUGCCUCGUUGUCUGACGAGUUGCCUAGCAGCAAGACUCAAGGAGGGGGCGUGACUGCUACUAUUGAUGAAUCUGAACAGGUUUCUACGUCCUCAGUUUUAACCCCUUCAAAUCCUCCAGUCUCACUGAGCACAUAAAGAACAUCAAUAUUUGUUUUCUUUGACUCCAUUACAUGUACAACUACUCUAUGUAUUGACUAACAUGGCGCUGUCGUUAGAGAAUAUAUUAAGACUAGAGAUAUAUCAUAUUAUUGUGUUGACUUACAUGAAAUAAUGCAUGUAUAUUAUAUUAUUUGUUUUUUGUUUGUUUUACUUUGAAAAAUAAUGAGGCACUACCUAAUGCUGCUUGUAGUAAGGUAGUGGAAUUAUUGAAAUAUA